AUACACUUCAUUAUCGCCCCGUCUAUCAUGACAACUGGACAAUACCACUUCAACAUGAGAUUUACGAUCUCUUUUCAUGCCUUUACACCCCUGAUUGAGUGUAUCCGCUUGAUUAUCGCAGUUACUGGCUACGGGCAGCCAGGAAAGGGGGCCAUUGGAAGUGUGCAUCUCAUUACUACUCCCUUCCUAGGAAGCAACCCAGCUUUACUUCAGCACUCAUAACGAUUAGGUGCCAUGAGAAUCUCAUGACAAACGCCUUAUGCGAACCACAUUGCCCAACACCUGGCAAUGCUGGCCUUGCGGCUUCAUCGCACCGCUGCCAAGUGGCAAGCUCAGCCGACGUGAUUGAACACAUAUUGAACAACUCCAGCUGAAAAUUUGCUUUCUAA
Messenger RNA from Trichoderma harzianum CBS 226.95, 389 nucleotides. RefSeq lists its product as hypothetical. Bases 28 to 222 code for a protein of 64 amino acids. The record is from RefSeq and is a predicted model, not a curated record. Lineage: Eukaryota; Fungi; Ascomycota; Sordariomycetes; Hypocreales; Hypocreaceae. The transcript has a single exon.